This is a messenger RNA of Toxotes jaculatrix (banded archerfish), 1254 nucleotides long. It is a transcript of the gene opn6a, whose product is annotated as opsin 6, group member a. NCBI's taxonomy places the organism in Eukaryota, Metazoa, Chordata, Actinopteri, Toxotidae. Gene Ontology annotation, biological process: G protein-coupled receptor signaling pathway. The record is from RefSeq and is a predicted model, not a curated record. Gene Ontology annotation, molecular function: G protein-coupled receptor activity. Gene Ontology annotation, cellular component: membrane. The transcript has 6 exons. The coding region runs from base 1 to 1254 and encodes 417 amino acids.
AUGUCUCUCAGCAGCAGCUCGGCAGCAGGCGGCCCCCCCUGGAGGAACAACAGCUUCAUCCUGGGGGGGGGCAGAGACCCUCCUCUGUCUGACCAGGGAGAGACCAUCAUCGGAGUCUACCUGCUGCUGCUGGGUUGGCUGUCCUGGUUUGGAAACAGCAUCGUCCUGUUCGUCCUGUACAGACAGAGAGCCACGCUGCAGCCCACAGACUACCUGACCUUUAACCUGGCCGUCUCUGACGCCAGCAUAUCCGUGUUUGGAUAUUCCAGAGGCAUCAUUGAGAUCUUCAACGUGUUCCAGGACAGCGGCUACCUCAUCUCCUCCAUCUGGACCUGCCAGGUGGACGGUUUCUUCACUUUGGUGUUCGGCCUGAGCAGCAUCAACACUCUGACGGUGAUCAGCAUCACCCGCUACAUCAAAGGAUGUCACCCGAGCCGAGCUCGUCACAUCAGCAGGACCAGUGUGUCCAUGUGUCUGCUGCUGAUCUGGAUCACAGCUGGAUUCUGGUCUGGAGCUCCACUGCUUGGCUGGGGCAGUUACACAGAUCGUGGGUAUGGGACCUGUGAGAUCGACUGGGCCAAAGCGAACUACUCCAGCUUCUACAGGUCCUACAUCAUCUCCAUCUUCAUCUUCUGCUUCUUCAUUCCCGUGCUCAUCAUGCUCUUCUGCUACGUGUCCAUCAUCAACACGGUGAAGAGAGGCAACGCUCUGUCAGCGGAGGGAGACCUGACCGACCGCCAGAGGAAGAUCGAGAGAGACGUCACCAUAGUUUCCAUAGUGAUCUGCACGGCCUUCAUCCUGGCCUGGUCUCCAUAUGCCGUGGUGUCCAUGUGGUCCGCCUGGGGCUUCCAUGUGCCAAAUCUCACCAGCAUCUUCACCCGCCUCUUUGCCAAGUCCGCCAGUUUCUACAACCCCCUCAUCUACUUUGGACUCAGCUCCAAGUUCCGUAAAGACGUCUCCGUCCUGCUGCCAUGUGCCCGUGACACCAAAGACACAGUCAAACUGAAGCGCUUUAAGCCAAAGGCGGACGUCCACGGCCGCCCUGCCGCAGGAGGAGGAGGCAGACUCAAAGUUCCUCUGAACCCGACAGAGAAGAAGUACUCGCCCGGGACUCAGCCCAGGCCGGCCCCUGGCCUGGACUCUGGGGUGGGAAGUCCGCCCUGCACGCCACCGCCCAUCAACAAGGAGGUGUUCUACAUUGACAUGUCCCGGCCUUCUGAGACCGGCUCUGAGUUUGAAUGUGAAAGACUCUGA